Messenger RNA from Aphis gossypii (cotton aphid), 577 nucleotides. RefSeq names its product histidine-rich glycoprotein-like. The coding region runs from base 76 to 426 and encodes 116 amino acids. The record is from RefSeq and is a predicted model, not a curated record. The transcript is spliced from 2 exons. Lineage: Eukaryota; Metazoa; Arthropoda; Insecta; Hemiptera; Aphididae.
AUACACUAGAAGUGAUUAAAAUUUUGUUUACUACAAAUAUUGACAAAAUAAAGAAUGUAUGCGGAUCCUAUAUAAAUGGUAACUAGUAAGUGCAGAGGUAUCAGUGUAUAUUACAUUUUCAAAGACGAAUAUUCAGCAGUCUCAAGAAUCAUGAAAUCUUACACAGCGAUAUUAGCUUUGUGCUUUGUCAUUCUCGUAAUGAUCCAACAAGCUACUUCUGAUCCAGCCCCUGAACCACGCAAGGAUGGUGGCGGUGGCGGUCAUCAUGGAGGUGGUGGAAAUUACUAUGGAGGUGGUGGAGAUUACUACAAACCACCUCACCACAAACCACCUCACCACCAACCACCUCACCACCAACCACCUCACUACCACCCACCUCACCACAAACCACCUCACCACGGAGGUGGCGGAUACGGACAUCAUUAAGUUUAAAACAAUUUCAUUCUAAUACAUACAGUACAAUAAUAUUAUAUUAUAUUAAAAAGUAUUUUUUUUUUCAUAACUAUUGAUGUAUCAUAUUUAAUUCAAAAUCAGAAUAAAUGAUAAUUAUCAUAGAAUUUUUACCUAUAACAAACAA